Molecule: messenger RNA, 1949 nt
Organism: Toxotes jaculatrix (banded archerfish)
Lineage: Eukaryota; Metazoa; Chordata; Actinopteri; Toxotidae
Gene: s1pr4
Product: sphingosine-1-phosphate receptor 4
Exons: 2
Coding region: 236-1480 (414 amino acids)
Biological process (GO): G protein-coupled receptor signaling pathway
Cellular component (GO): membrane
Molecular function (GO): sphingosine-1-phosphate receptor activity
Source: RefSeq, a predicted model, not a curated record
AAAUGUGCUGCAAAAAUCUGUAGUCAGCUACAACUGCGAUACCUUCUCACACACUCAACAUCACCUCCAGCAGCCAGAGUGUGUGUUGAGCACAGGCAGAGAGCUACAGCGGUUAGAGUGUGAUGAUAGCCUGUUUGAUCACAGGAGUGCCACACUAAUUUCUGUGCAGCUCGUACCAGCUCGGUUCAGCCUGUUCCUACCCACAGCCUUGAUCUUGACCAUACCAGCCAUUGCUAUGAAUGUCAUCUCCUCCCUCACCUCCUCCUCCUCCUGCCCCCACUUGUACUACUCACCCAGUUACCCCAGCAAUGCCACCGUAUCACACGCUACCACUAUGGCCAGUGGGAUAAGCCAUGUGAUUCUGCGGCAUUACAACCACACUGGCCGCCUGCAGAACAGGACCAUCUCAAACACACAAAACCAGAUCACUAUCCCCAUAGCCGUCUUCCUCUUCGUCAGCAUUUUCAUCAUCCUGGAGAAUCUCCUGGUGCUGAUUGCUGUCAUCUCCCGCAUAUGCUACAGCCGACGCUGGGUUUAUGUCUGUAUUGCCAACAUCACACUCAGUGAUCUCCUCACAGGUGCUGCCUACCUGGUCAACAUCUGUCUGUCUGGCAACCAGACUUUCCGCCUCACCCCUGCUCUGUGGCUCUUCAGGGAAGGGAUGCUCUUUGUGGCUCUGGCAGCAUCCAUAUUCAGUUUGCUGCUGAUUGCUGUGGAGCGUUACACCACGAUGAUGAAGCCACUGCCCCAGAAAUCAGCUAGGAAGACCUACUAUAGGAUCUAUUUCUUGGUGGCACUCUGCUGGGUUUUGGCACUAGUGAUUGGCUUCCUGCCCUUGCUGGGCUGGAACUGUGUGUGCAGCCUGGACAAAUGCUCCACCCUCCUCCCUCUCUACUCCAAGACCUACAUCUUUUUCUCUCUCAUCAUCUUCUUUGUCAUCCUCCUGGCCAUUGGUGUGCUCUAUGGUGCCAUCUACUGCCACGUACACAGGAGUGCACAGCUGGGUCCCCACCGCAGUCGCAAGCGCUCUUUGGCUCUGCUUAAAACUGUGAUCACCAUUGUUGGAGUCUUCAUGCUGUGCUGGGGGCCACUGUUCGUGCUGUUGCUGGUGGAUUUCUUCUGUGUCUCCCGCCAGUGUGGACUGCUGUUCAGUGCUGACUAUUUCAUCUCCCUGGCUGUCUUGAACUCCGGCCUGAACCCCAUCAUCUAUGCCCUGGGCAGCAGUGAGAUGAGGAAGGCUAUUGCUGAGCUGCUGUGCUGCUGUUGCCUGAAUGUUGGCCUCUGUCACCCAGACACAUUCACAUCCAAGGAUACCAGCAGCACCUCAGAGAGCAGGAGGGACAGUCUGAGGAACAGCUUUAACAAAGUCAGAAAUCUGAGCGUGGCCUCCCCACCAUCGACCCCAAGCAAGUCUCGCAGGGCACCCAAAAAAUGCAGGCUCAGCUCCACCACCAGCUGCCUGUCAGUUUCAAGUGGUUAAACCACAAUGUUCUCCCCUCCCAAGCAAACAAGACCUGUGUGCACUGAUACACAUCUAACCGUUUCCUCUAAGUUUUGGUAUGAAUGUUUACUGUUUUUCGAGCAGGUACUUGCACUGAUUGUUAUGCAGGUCAAGAAAUCUGAUAAAAAUAUGCAAUUUUUUCUCAAAUAGCAAGAGUUUAUGUAUUACCAGACAUUCAUUUUCUCCAUGCAUUUUACUCAGUUACUGCAUUGAGCCAGUGUUGCACUAUACUCAUUUACUUUUGCCAGGAUAUAUACUGUAUAUUUUUUUAUAGAUUUUAAGGCAGAUUAUUUACAAAAAUAAUGAUAUAUACGUAAAUGUGAACAUAUGUAUUGUGCAGAAUGUGAAAAUAUGUAUAAAUAUGUAUUGCAUUGUAUUUUAUAACAUUUUGUACUGAUCCUGAUGUUUCAUUUUAUAUGGAAAUAUGAAUAAAGUUUAUUUUGCUUUA